AUUGCUUCAAUACUAAGUAUUAAACCAACAACUCCAGCACUCAUUAUGUCUUGUCCUUGUUCUUCGGGCUCCCUUCAAAUCUUGUCAGUACAUUUGAUUCCUCACGUUCUUCCGUUGAGGUGUUUUCUCGUUUACCGAGGUAAUGAUGCAGACCACUAUUAUCUUUCUUCUGGCUGCAGCGACAGUAAACGCAGCUUCACAGUGCACAUCUCCUAGAUUAUCUGUUCAAGGCGCUGAUACAAUAGUCCUUCGAGAUUAUGCGAAUGGUCUCAGAGAUGGUGCCCCUUUCAUAACCUACGAGCAUGGUGUGGCUUGGAGAGCUCUGGAGAUGGUCUACCAUGCCACACGUGAUGAGGCUUAUGUAGAUCACAUUACUAAGAGUGUGAAUAACAUUGUCACGGAAGAAGGGGGACUGCUUGAUUACAAUUUGACAUACUACACGCUUGACGAUGUCAGAAUUGGAGAGACGCUCAUUUACUUGUAAGCCUUUUAUCUUCGAUAGUGCAACACUUGAUACUCACAGAAAAACAGGAACAAGAAUACUGGGGAAGCAAAAUACAAAGGAGCUGCUGAUCUUCUCCGCUCUCAGCUUCAAACCAACCCCAGAAAUCCCGAGGGGGGUUUCUGGCAUCGCUCUACCUAUCCAAAUCAAAUGUGGCUCGAUGGAUUGUAUAUGGUAUCUCCUUUCUACGCUCACCACACCGCAGUUUAUGUUCCCAAAAACAUCACAGCAUUCGACGAUAUCACCAAACAAUUUGAACUAACUCACACCAACUGUGUUAAUCACAAUGUCAGUCAAACGGGCUUGUUAAAACAUGGUUACGAUAGUUCACAUGUUGCUGUUUGGGCAGACGCGGCAACGGGAGAAUCUCCUGAAUGUUGGGAUAGAGCUCUGGGAUGGUAUGUCAUUGCCAUUGUCGACGUAUUGGACUACCUUCCAAAGAGUCACCCCGGUUUUGCCAUUCUCAAGUCCAUUCUUGCUGAGACUAUGGCUGGUAUUGUGAAAGCAGUUGAUAACGAUUCCAAACUCUGGUGGUUGGUAAUGAGCCAACCUGGUAGAGCCAAGAAUUACAUCGAGUCUAGUGGUUCUGCUAUGUUCAUUUACGCUGCCUUGAAGGGAAUCAGAAAUGGAUACCUGGCCGAGGAUUAUUUGCCAACGAUGACAUGUGCUUAUGAGGCUUUGGUGGAGAAGUCUGUAAGUGAAGCUUCAGAUGGUGGAAUCAACUGGAAUGGUACUGUUAGUGUGGGAAGUUUGAGUGGCACAGGCGAUUUUGAUGUAAGUCUAUCAAUUCUUAGAAUACUUUCAUGUCCUGUUUCUUGCCUGGAGUGAUACUGACUGAGAUAAUUCUAGUACUACGUUUCAGUUGCUUUGAACCAGAACGACUUGAAAGGAUUGGGUCCAUUCAUCAUGGCCAGUGUUGAGUAUGAGAAAGCAGUUUGCUAAGGGGAAUAAAAAUAAUGCUUACACAACAGUCGUAUAUUAAGUUAGGACUUCUUAUUCAAUGACAACUCUCAAAAUUUUCUUCUUUUAAUC
Molecule: messenger RNA, 1534 nt
Organism: Hymenoscyphus albidus
Lineage: Eukaryota; Fungi; Ascomycota; Leotiomycetes; Helotiales; Helotiaceae
Source: the annotation of a GenBank genome assembly